Hordeum vulgare subsp. vulgare (domesticated barley) is the source of this 1603-nucleotide messenger RNA. RefSeq names its product zinc finger protein CONSTANS-LIKE 13-like. The record is from RefSeq and is a predicted model, not a curated record. Gene Ontology annotation, molecular function: zinc ion binding; protein binding. Bases 68 to 1366 code for a protein of 432 amino acids. Lineage: Eukaryota; Viridiplantae; Streptophyta; Magnoliopsida; Poales; Poaceae. The transcript has 4 exons.
UCUGCGUCCCUCGUCUCGCUUUCGAGCCCAUCAACACCCCCGUGGUCACGGUUGUCCUGGAUCAUUCAUGGCGGCGGGCUCCCACCUCCUCCCUACUACCCGUACCGACGGUGUCACCGCCCCCUUGUCCUCUUCUGCACCCGGCUGCUUAGCGCAGGCUACUAGUACCAAGAAGACGAUGCGUAGUCCGCGCCAACAACAAGGUGGACGAGAAAGAGAAACGGAGAGAGCCAUGUCCAACAGCACCGGCGAGGAGCCCGGCGCUGUCGCGGUGGGGGCGCUCGCGGCGGAGUGCUACUUCUGCGCCGGCGCGCCGGCCGUGGUGUACUGCCGGGCGGACGCCGCGGGGCUGUGCCUGCCGUGCGACCGCCACGUCCACGGCGCCAACACGGUCUCCUGCCGCCACGCCCGCGCCCCGCUCUGCGCCGUCUGCCGCGUUGCCGCGGCCACCGUCCGCCGCGGCGCCGCCCGGUUCCUCUGCUCCAACUGCGACUUCGAGGUCGAGCAGCUGACGGAGCCGCCGGUGUUGCUGCACGACUGUGGCACGGUGGAGGGCUACACCGGGUGCCCCUCGGUGGGCGAGCUCGCGGCGAUCCUCGGCGUCGCCGUCCGCGACGGGGAUAAGGUGUGGUGGCCUGUCUGGGAGGAGCCCCAGGUGCUCGCCUUCGACGACGUCAUCGUGCCGACCACGGCCUGCCAUGGCCUCCAGCCCGUCCUCACCUCGUCGUCCUCUCCCAAGAACUGGAGCGCGCCAUGCGGUGAGCUUGACGGCGAGGUUCUCCGGCAGCUAGGGGAGCUCGCCAAGUCGGAGGAGGCGGCAGCGUACGUCGAGGACGCAGAGCCGGCCGGCGGUGACCAGCUGCCUCCACCAUGGGGAUCUUCAGAUUACGCUGCUACUGGGCAUGCUGAUCUUGGGGCUCUUGGAGCUGAGCCCAUCUGCGCGGCAGCAAUCCUGCAGCGGCACCACGAGGCGUGGAUCGGGACGGAUCGCAGUGAAGCUUCCGAGCAAGUCUCGGCGGGCUCGCCGGCCGAGCCGAGCCUGUCGCCGUUCGUGGAGGUGUCGGAGGCGUGCCCCGGCCUGAGCCGCAGCGGCAGCAGCAGCGUCGACGACGCCUUAAACGGCGGACGACACGAUCACCCGUCGCCGGCAGCGGCAGUGGCAGUGCAGGCGGAAGCGCCACCAGCUCAGGCGAGCAAGAACGUCGGCGGCUACGACGUGGUCUACCCUGACCGGGACAAGGUGAUCUCGCGCUACAAGGAGAAGAGGAAAAACAGGAUGUUCGGGAAGCAGAUCCGGUACGAGUCGCGCAAGGCCCGCGCCGACGGCAGGGUGAGGAUCAACGGCCGCUUCGCCAAGUCGAGCUAGUAGUAGAUUUCAAGGACCGACGACACUUUGUCUCCGUUGUGUACCGUACGUUGUACGUAGCGUGGACGUGCGAGGGGGCGGCGACGGAGCCGCCAUGGCACACGUACUCGCCGCCUCCACGUGAUGUGUCCGUCUCACCGUGUCACUGUGCGAGCUACAUUGUGGUUAAUAUUUCUUUGUUGUUGUUGUUGCUCACAGAUCGUGCUUGUGUAUGUUAUUGGGACCGAUGCCUGUGCC